CUUCCAAUCACACCAUGGCGGCUGUGCAAACUCCAUGCGUACACAGACACUGGCAAAAUACAACGUUAGAGACGGUUGCGAAGGGAAAGUAUUAUAUCACAGGUAGCAUAUAAUAUAUUGUAUGAAUGUAAAGAUAGGAUGAAGAAAGUAGUGUUGGUAACCGGUGCGAACAGUGGUAUUGGCCUUGCCCUGUGUGAGCGUCUACUAAGCCAGGAUGCCCAGGUGCAGCUCUGUCUGGCCUGCAGGAACAUGCAGAAAGCUGAGGCUGCCCGGCAGGUUCUUCUAGUGUCUCACCCUCAAGCUCAAGUUUCUCUGCUGCACUUAGAUGUGGGCAACAUGCACUCAGUGGUCAGGGCUGCUGAGGAGUUCAAGAAAAAGUACAACAGAUUGGACUAUCUGUAUCUCAAUGCUGGAAUCAUGCCUAAUCCCAGGGUAGAUCACAAAGCCUUUUAUAAAGGCCUGUUUUCUAGAAAUGUGGUUCACAUGUUUGCCACAGCGGAGGGUAUUCUGACCCAGGAAGAUAAGGUCACACCCAUUGGUUUGCAGGAGGUGUUUGCCACUAAUCUUUUUGGUCAUUUCCUUCUGGUGAGGGAACUGGAGCCUUUAUUGUGCCAGGCGGACCACAAUUCUCUAGUGAUCUGGACAUCCUCCAGUAAUGCCCAGCGAACGGCCUUUAGUCUAGAUGACAUUCAGCAUCAGAAAGGCCAUGAGCCCUACAGCUCCUCGAAAUAUGCGUCUGAUCUACUUAGCUUUGCCUUAAACCGCCACUACAAUAGCCGGGGUUUGUACUCAUCAGUGAUCUGUCCUGGUCUGGUCAUGACUAACCUCACCUAUGGCAUUCUACCAUCAUUCUUCUGGACCCUCAUCAUGCCAAUAAUGUGGCUUAUACGAAUAUUCACCAACACCUUUACCCUCUCACCUUACAAUGGAGCGGAGGCUUUGUUUUGGCUGUUCAUGCAGAAACCUGAGUCACUGGACCCGAUGGCCAAAUACCACAGUUUGACCUCUGGGCUUGGAAACAAUUACACCCAGCCACGCAAGAUGGAUAUUGAUGAAAAUAUUUCAGAGGCCCUCUAUGUGAAGUUAUUGGAACUUGAGGAUACAGUGCGAAAGAAACUGAGAGACGAGGAUCUAGAUAUCAAGGCAAAAAUCUAAAUGUAAUAUAUGGAGACAAAACCCUCAUGCAUUCUAUCCCCACAAGAACAACAAAAAAAAACCCCUCUAAGGAAUGGAUAAACACUUCCUGAAUAUUUGUUUUUCAUGAAGAUCAAAACACUUUAUAUGAAAUGAUUGUGGUAGUCUAGCAUUGUUAUAAACUAUCAUAUUCUUAUUAUUUUUAACUUGUAUUUACAAACAAGUGCUUACGUUAAGGUGUUUGGCACAUGCUUUUAUCCAAAGUGACAUUCAAGGUACACGUUUUAUCAGUUAUUGCUUUCCCUGGGAAUCAAACCCAUUACCUUGGGUUUGCUAGCACCAUGCUCUACUGUUUGAGCUACUUGUUAUUAAUUAUGAAUGACUUAUUAUUACUAAUAGUUAUUGUGCUGUUUACAUUAGUUUUGUUGCAGUGUAUUCCAAGGUGAAUGGUUUUUACCAUUGUAACUACUGUGAACAGUCAGCAGUCUCUGACUCUUGAAAUGGGACCACAAAUCUGACAUUUUUUUGUCUAUUCCAUUUUUAUUUUGUCACCCAAAGGGCCUUCUUCCAAAAUGCUUGAUUAAUAAUAAUAAUAAAAAUAAUAUAUAUAUAUAUAUA
This is a messenger RNA of Ctenopharyngodon idella (grass carp), 1752 nucleotides long. It is a transcript of the gene hsd17b7, whose product is annotated as hydroxysteroid (17-beta) dehydrogenase 7. The coding region runs from base 139 to 1155 and encodes 338 amino acids. The transcript is spliced from 9 exons. NCBI's taxonomy places the organism in Eukaryota, Metazoa, Chordata, Actinopteri, Cypriniformes, Xenocyprididae. Gene Ontology annotation, molecular function: 5-alpha-androstane-3-beta,17-beta-diol dehydrogenase (NADP+) activity; 3-beta-hydroxysteroid 3-dehydrogenase (NADP+) activity; estradiol 17-beta-dehydrogenase [NAD(P)+] activity. The record is from RefSeq and is a predicted model, not a curated record. Gene Ontology annotation, biological process: cholesterol biosynthetic process. Gene Ontology annotation, cellular component: endoplasmic reticulum membrane.